UCAUUUUAUUCAUUUAUAUCAUUUUAAUAAUCUAGACUAGAGUAAAUGGUCCCAUUUGAGCGAAGCCUACGAUGGCAGUUGGGUACUGUAGGAAUAGAUGCGCUUUGCGGCACGCAUGUCACCACCACUUGAGAAAGAGAGAGGAGUGUUCUCUCCUCAUCCAUCCUCAUUCCCAUUCGCUGCCUCUGUGUGUAGCCGUCAGCCUCCUCGGUGUUCUCGAGUUACAUCUCAGCUUGCGGUUGCCAAGACGAUCUCGGGGCUGUCCACCAUAGAAUUCCAUCUUGUUCCGUCGUGUCACUGGAUGGAAUGUCGAGCUCCAGAAAGGAGUUCGAUGUGAAGCAAAUCCUUCGAAUCCGAUGGAGAUGGUUCGGUCACCCCACAUCACCACCACCACACAACCAGCCCCCGUUGGGAGACUUCUUCACUGGGAGAGGAACGGCAGGAACCUCUGGCGACCUACCUUCCGUUAGCGGCUGUUCCCCUUCCACUGGUGGUGCCAGUAACAGCAACGGCACAGGCUCGAGUAGUGCAAGCAGCGGGGGCGGCUCUGCGGGCAACCUUAACAACAACAGAAAGUUUGGAGACACGGGAAGGCAAAGUAACGGGCCAGUGCCCACGGGCGCCACAGCGUGUCCUCGCUCUUUUAGUCAGCAGGAGUGUCGAAGUCCCCCGGCUUUAGCCUGGAUGCCUCCGCCACAUUCUCGCUCGGUUCUUGGUGUGACUACUGAGGUCGCCCCGACGACUUCAUCGGUGGAAAACGCCACGGGUGUGGAGGAAAACAACAACAACGUGGAUUCUGAUAGCAGUUCAUGCAAGACGUCCAACAGCAGUCAGACGCUGUCCUCAUGCGCCUCGAUGGAGCCGUGUGUCCCCGAAGAGAUGUUCCAGGCGCUGAGCCACGCUGAGCACACCUUCAGACGCAUGGAGACGUACCUCAGGACACGGCAGCUGUGUGACGUGGUGCUGAUCGCCGGAGACCGCAGAAUACCGGCGCACAGGCUGGUUCUGUCCUCCGUGUCCGACUACUUUGCUGCCAUGUUUACCAGUGAUGUGCGAGAAGCCAAACAGGAGGAGGUCAAGAUGGAAGGUGUGGACCCAGAUGCAUUGUGGGUCUUGGUUCAAUAUGCCUACACAGGGCGUCUGGAGCUGCGAGAGGACACCAUUGAGAGCCUGCUGUCGGCCUCCUGUCUGCUGCAGCUCUCUGCAGUGGUGCAGGCCUGCUGCUCCUUCCUCAUGAAGCAGCUGCACCCCUCCAACUGUCUGGGCAUCAGAUCCUUCGCCGACGCACAAGGCUGCCAGGACCUGCACAAAGUAGCACACAACUACACUAUGGAGCACUUCCUGGAUGUGAUGCGCAAUCAGGAGUUCCUGCUGCUCCCUCCGUCUGAUAUUGAGAAGCUGCUGGCGUCUGAUGACAUGAACGUGCCAGAGGAGGAGACCGUGGUCCAGGCCCUGCUCAGCUGGGUGCGCUACGACUGCACCGCCCGCCAGGACCACCUCCCCAACCUGCUGGCACACAUCCGCCUGCCACUGCUGCACCCACAGGUCAGACAGGAGUUCUUGGCCGACAUGGAAUCCAACCCACUGCUGAGGGACAGCGUGGAGUGCCAGCGGCUGGUGAUGGAGGCCAUGAAGUACCACCUGCUGCCUGAGCGCCGGCCCCUCCUGCAGAGCCCCCGCACGCGGCCCCGCAAGUCCACCGUGGGGGCCCUGUUCGCCGUGGGGGGCAUGGAUGCCACCAAGGGUGCUACGUCUAUAGAGCAGUACUGUUUGCGGAGGGACACGUGGAGACAGGUGGCUGUGAUGAGCGGCCGCAGGCUGCAGUUCGGGGUGGCUGUACUGGACGACCGUCUCUACGUGGUGGGGGGGCGAGAUGGCCUGAAGACCCUCAACACAGUGGAGUGCUACAAUCCCCGCAGCAAGACCUGGAGCGUGAUGCCCCCCAUGUCCACCCACCGGCACGGCUUAGGUGUAGCGGUGUUGGAGGGACCAAUGUAUGCAGUGGGGGGUCAUGAUGGCUGGAGCUAUCUUAGCACUGUGGAGCGCUGGGAUCCUCAGGCACGGCAAUGGAGCUUUGUGGCUUCCAUGGCAACACCUCGGAGCACUGUGGGGGUUGCAGUCCUCAACAGCAAGCUGUAUGCAGUUGGGGGCAGGGACGGAAGCUCGUGCCUGAAGUCAGUGGAGUGUUUCGACCCACACACCAACAAGUGGAGCAGCUGUGCACCCAUGGCUAAGCGGCGUGGGGGCGUGGGUGUAGCCACCUGGAACGGCUUCUUGUAUGCUAUCGGCGGCCAUGACGCUCCCGCCUCCAGCCUGGCCUCCCGUCUGUCUGACUGCGUGGAGAGGUAUGACCCAAAGACAGACACCUGGACUGCGGUCGCUCCCAUGAGCCUCAGCAGGGAUGCAGUGGGAGUGUGUCUCCUUGGUGAUCGUCUCUAUGCAGUGGGUGGGUACGAUGGGCAGUCGUAUCUCAACACUGUGGAGGCCUACGAUCCCCAGACCAAUGAGUGGACACAGGUGGCACCAUUGUGCUUGGGCCGAGCUGGUGCAUGUGUGGUGGCAGUCAAACUCUAAAACCAUGUUCAGCCUCACAACAUUUUCUUUGUAGCAGUUUCCAGGGAGCGGUUCAGCACUCCCACAAUACAGAAUGUAAACUCCUCCUCACUCAAGACACUAGGUGUGGACAUGCAGUCAAAACACACACAUAACACGUGCAAAGGGAUCUGCUCCUCGUGAGAAGAAGAGGUCUGACUGUAGUGGAUCUUAAUUGGGUUGCAGUGUUCUCCAUUCCUUCAGGCUCUCAGUCAUGCUCUCAUUCACAUGCUCCGUCACCCGGCUCACCCUGCAUAUCCAGGGCAGGCUGAGUGGAUGCUGGCUCUGCCCUGUUUGCAGCCAAGCACGAGACACCAGCUGCUCAGCACAGCAUAGAGCAUCUGAGAGGAGCUCACCAGCUUGAAAGGACCACCACUGUCCUGCAUCUGAGAGGAGCUCACCAGCUUGAAAGGACCACCACUGUCCUGCAUCUGAGAGGAGCUCACCAGCUUGAAAGAACUACCACUGUACUGCAUCUGCUGGAAGAGGAUUUCAGGGGUAGUCCCAAAAGAUUUUCUGCAUAUCAACUCUGGAUUAGGCUGGCAGUAACCGAUGAGGAUGACAGUGAGAUGAAAUGAUUGUUGAGGUUAUAUUUAACUGAUAUUCAGCUGUAUGUGUCCCUGUAGGCAGCUGCUUCUGCUGGACGUUAAUUAAAGUGGAGGGUAGAAAAGGAAGGCUCAGCCUGUUCUCCACUCCCUCUCUCUCCAGCAGUGGCUAUUAUACAUUCCAGUUGCACUUAUUCUUUCAUAUAAGCCACUUCCAUUACCCUCCAGCAAUGCGCACACAUACACACACACUUACACUUACACACAUACCCACACACACACACACUCACUUACACACACACACUC
This is a messenger RNA of Clupea harengus (Atlantic herring), 3443 nucleotides long. It is a transcript of the gene klhl5, whose product is annotated as kelch like family member 5. The record is from RefSeq and is a predicted model, not a curated record. Gene Ontology annotation, molecular function: protein binding. Lineage: Eukaryota; Metazoa; Chordata; Actinopteri; Clupeiformes; Clupeidae.